Molecule: messenger RNA, 768 nt
Organism: Aspergillus thermomutatus
Lineage: Eukaryota; Fungi; Ascomycota; Eurotiomycetes; Eurotiales; Aspergillaceae
Exons: 2
Coding region: 1-768 (255 amino acids)
Molecular function (GO): acyltransferase activity, transferring groups other than amino-acyl groups
Source: RefSeq, a predicted model, not a curated record
AUGACUCGGUUAUCACCGCCUAUCGCUCCCCAAACAUGGACAAAAGGGGCAUACUUCGUCUCAACGGACUCCUCACUUAUCCCCCUCCAAACCCUCAACGACUGGUUCGCAUCAGACGACCUAUACUGGGCAAAGCCAUUGCCCCUAGAUAUCCUGAAACAAUCACUCGAGAACUGCCUCUGCUUCGGCCUCUACUACGCACCCGACCAGCCAAGCAAUGCCAGCGCGCGUCCCGAGUUCAUCGGCAUCGCCCGCUGCAUCACAGAUUACACCACGUUUCUCUACAUCACCGAUGUCUACGUCCACUGCAGCCACCAGGGCAAUGGGCUGGGUAGUUGGAUUGUAGAGUGCAUAGGCGAAGUUAUCGAUGCGAUGCCGUACCUGAGACGGAGUAUGUUAUUUACGAUGGACUGGGAGCGGUCGGUGCCGUUUUACAAGAGGAUCCUGGGAAUGAGCGUGCAGGAGAGCUAUACUGGUCGUUUCGCCAGCGAGUACGCGAAGAGCGUCGGCAUGGAUGUCGUCCUCGCCGGGAGGGCUGAGAGCAAAGUCAAAGAACUCGCUUUUUCACACAACCUCCCUUACCGUGUCUUUGACUUGACCAGUCCCCAGCUUGUCAGGUCCGGCUUGGACGGAAUACGUGUCUUGCUAAAUUGUGCCGGACCCUUUACACGCACUGCUGGGCCUCUCAUCAAUGCAUGCAUCAAACUCAGGAUCCACUACCUUGAUAUCUCAGCUGAAUUAGUCAGCUACCAACUGGCAGAGAAGUGA